AUGCGGCCGUUGUUGCACCUCACUGGGGAAUCUUUGCUCCGCUGCUCAUUUUUUUUUCUUGUUGUUGUUGUUGCUGCUGUUUGCGCCUCCCCCUCCCUCGCCGUGCCAUGCGCUGCAGUGCGCGAGGCGGUUUGUACGUCAUUGCCGAUGUCGUGGGUGGCGGAUUCCGCGGGGGCGCAGUUUCCACUGGCGACGGUGAUGAAGCAGCAGGGCGCCCUCCCCGCCUCUCCGCUGUUUACCACCCUCCCGGAGAAGCGUGUGCUGCGGGUCUUUCAGCUCGGCGCGCUGCAGACGCAGGCGGAGUUAGUAGAUUAUUUGCGCAGCAGCUUGUUCGAGAUAUUUGACUUGGAUGCGCUGCAGUCCUACCGCUACGCGCAUCAGGAGGAGCUGGUCUUUGUGCUCGACGUCAUCCUGUACUGGGGCUCCACGUGGAGAUGGGCGCAGUCCGUAGGUGAUCGCAUGGGGAACCUCGUCUUGCGGGAUGAGAGGAAGGCGCGGGCAAGCGGGCAAUCCUCCGUGGUGCGGAUUGUGCCUGCGCUGGCCCCGACGCGUGGCCGACUGCUUCUUCACGCCAUACUGACUGUCUGCCUGCCAUACCUGGUGCGGAAACUGCAGCGAAAGGCUCUGGAGGAAGACUGGGAGCGCGGCAGCGCAGGCUCCUUGAAGGCCAAGAUGGCGAAGGCUGUUCGACUAGCGUGCACGGUAUGGGCAGCUUUUUCUCUGCUCCACACGUUGCACUUUCUUGCCACGGCGCAAUACCGCACCCUUGUAGAGCGUCUGCUUUCGCUCCGGCUGGUUUAUGGCAGUCAAAGCAUGCAGCGGGUGACAAACAUGAUGUAUCUGAAUCAACAUGUCAUGUGGCAAACCUGUUCCUCCUUGCUAGCAGUGCUGAACAUUGGCCGGUACUUCAGUCGAUUGUCGCGCUCUUUGCGGGCCUUUACCUCACCGACGGGGGGCUCAGGCUUAAGCGACAAUGUCUGCUGCGCCUGCCAUGGCCACCCGACCAUCGGGCAGCGUUCAAACUGUGGCCACCUCUACUGCUACUACUGCAUCAAAAGCAGACUGCUGGACCCCAGGCUUGCGGGCUCCUUUCGUUGUCUCCGCUGCGGGACCGCCGUGCACGCGGCGAUGCCCUUGCAGUGA
Messenger RNA from Trypanosoma conorhini, 1143 nucleotides. Its product is annotated as peroxin-2. The coding region runs from base 1 to 1143 and encodes 380 amino acids. NCBI's taxonomy places the organism in Eukaryota, Euglenozoa, Kinetoplastea, Trypanosomatida, Trypanosomatidae. Gene Ontology annotation, molecular function: zinc ion binding. The record is from RefSeq and is a predicted model, not a curated record. Gene Ontology annotation, biological process: protein import into peroxisome matrix. The transcript has a single exon. Gene Ontology annotation, cellular component: peroxisomal membrane.